UUGGCUGUCGAGAGCGCGCACGCUCUACGUCGGGAGCGAGUUUGGAGGUAGAUGGGCACCGAGACGCUGCUAUAUUGAUCCCAGGAGCCAUGCUGUGGGCAGCGGGGUCGGUUGUGAGGAGGUUCGGCACCUCGGCGAUUAAUUACCAGAAUAAGCUCAAGGUAGCUCUAAUUGGCCAGAGUUUGUUUGGGCAGGAGGUUUACAGCAGCCUGCGGAAAGAAGGACACAAAGUAGUUGGUGUAUUCACUGUUCCUGACCGUGAUGGAAAAGCUGACCCUCUGGCGGUUGCUGCAGACAAGGAUGGUGUCCCGGUCUAUAAGUUCCCCAGAUGGAGGCUGAAGGGGAAACCUAUUACUGAUGUUAUUGAAGCCUAUAAAUCUGUCGGAGCAGAGCUAAAUGUGCUUCCGUUCUGUAGCCAGUUUAUCCCAAUGGACGUUAUUAAUUACCCUCAGCAUGGAUCAAUAAUCUACCACCCGUCACUACUUCCUCGCCACAGGGGUGCAGCUGCUAUAAACUGGACUCUUAUUCAUGGAGAUAAGAUGGGAGGUUUCACCAUUUUUUGGGCGGAUGAUGGAUUGGACACAGGGCCCAUUCUGCUGCAGAGGCAAUGUGAUGUGGACCCAAACGACACCGUGGACUCGCUGUAUAACCGCUUCCUGUAUCCUGAGGGCAUAAGUGCAAUGGUGGAGGCAGUCCAGUUGAUUGCUGAUGAGAAGGCGCCUCGCAUCACUCAGCCUGAAGAAGGAGCAACGUAUGAAGGGAUCCAGAGGAAAGAGAAUUCCAAGAUUUGCUGGGACCAGUCAGCAGAGUCCAUCCAUAACUGGAUCCGUGGUCACGAUAAAGUUCCUGGAGCAUGGACAUUCAUCGAUGGGCAGCCUGUCACUUUGUAUGGUUCGUCCCUGUAUAAAGGUGUGGUCCCUUCAGGCCAGCCGUUGGAGAUCGAUGGGGCCAGCAAGCCUGGCCUGGUAACCGCUAAUGGACUGGUGCUCUUCGGCAAUGAUGGAAACAUGUUGAUGGUUAGAAACCUUCAGUUUGAAGAUGGGAAGAUGAUUCCGGCCUCCAAAUAUUUCUCUGCUGGUGAUGCAGUCACUCUGGAACUGACAGACGAAGAGAAGAAAAUUGCUGAAGAUAUAAGGGCUGUCUGGAAAUCCAUCCUCAGCAAUGUUGCUGUCAUUGAGGAUUCCACAGACUUUUUCAAGUCUGGAGCAGCUUCUAUGGAUGUGGUCAGGUUGGUUGAAGAAGUCAAACAGAAAUGCAGUGGCCUCCAGCUGCAGAACGAAGAUGUUUAUAUGGCAACUAAGUUUGAGGAUUUCAUCCAGAUAGUUGUGCGAAAGUUGAGAGGAGAGGAUGAGGAAGUGGAGCUGGAGGUAGAUUAUGUUACAAUGGAUGUAAAUAACAUGACUGUGAAAAUGCCUCACCAAUGCUUUAUUGAUGGCCGUUUUAUCAACUCCGAGGACGGGAAGACCUAUAACACCAUCAACCCUACAGAUGGCUCAGUGAUCUGCCAAGUGUCCUAUUCCUCAGUUGCUGAUGUUGAUAAAGCUGUGGCAGCAGCUAAAGAUGCAUUUGAGAAUGGACAGUGGGGGAAGAUGAAUGCACGAGACAGAGGGAGACUGUUGUAUCAGCUGGCAGACCUGAUGGAGGAGCACCAGGAGGAACUUGCCACCAUCGAGGCCAUUGAUUCUGGGGCUGUCUACACUCUUGCCCUGAAGACACACGUUGGAAUGUCCAUCCAAACAUUCAGAUAUUUUGCAGGAUGGUGUGACAAGAUUCAGGGCUCUACGAUCCCUAUUAACCAAGCACGUCCCAACCAUAAUUUAACAUAUACAAAGAAGGAGCCUCUGGGGGUCUGUGCUAUCGUCAUUCCCUGGAAUUACCCCCUCAUGAUGCUGGCAUGGAAGAGUGCAGCCUGCCUAGCUGCGGGAAACACGUUGGUGCUGAAACCAGCACAGGUGACUCCACUCACCGCGUUGAAGUUCGCUGAGCUGGCUGCACAAGCUGGCAUUCCAAGGGGAGUCAUCAACAUCCUCCCUGGCUCAGGUGGCCUGGUGGGACAGCGGCUGUCCGAGCACCCUGAUAUCCGCAAGCUGGGCUUCACGGGAUCUACCCCCAUUGGUAAACAGAUCAUGAAGAGCUGUGCUGUCAGCAACCUGAAGAAGGUCUCCCUGGAGCUGGGCGGCAAGUCUCCCCUCAUCAUCUUCAAUGACUGUGACCUCGACAAGGCUGUGAGAAUGGGUAUGGGAGCCGUUUUCUUCAACAAGGGGGAGAACUGCAUUGCUGCGGGCCGCUUGUUUGUUGAAGAGUCGAUCCACGACAGCUUUGUUCACCGAGUGGUUGAGGAGAUCAAGAAAAUGAAAAUCGGCGAUCCCCUGGACAGGUCAACAGACCAUGGACCACAGAACCACAAGGCCCACCUGGAGAAGCUGCUGGAGUACUGUGAGAUUGGGGUUAAGGAAGGAGCCACACUGGUGUACGGGGGCAAGUCUGUCUCACGACCUGGCUUCUUCAUGGAACCGACGGUCUUCACUGAUGUGGAGGACGACAUGUUUAUUGCCAAAGAAGAAUCCUUUGGGCCAGUGAUGGUCAUUUCCAAGUUCAAAGAUGGGAAUGUGGAUGAAGUGUUGCAACGUGCAAACAACACGGAGUUUGGUUUGGCAUCAGGACUUUUCACAAGGGACAUCGGGAAGGCGAUGUACGUGAGUGAUGGGCUUGAUGCUGGGACCGUCUUCAUCAACACUUACAACAAAACUGAUGUGGCAGCUCCUUUUGGAGGCUUCAAGCAGUCCGGGUUUGGAAAAGACUUGGGUGAGGAGGCACUUCAUGAAUAUCUCCGAACCAAAGCCGUGACAGUGGAGUAUUAGGCCCUCGUUUCAACAAUGUCUUCAUUUCCACUGGCCCUUUGGCUGAACAUCAGCAGAAGAGAACUUGAGGAUUCUACUAAUGUGUAACAAACUCAGCACAUACAGGCAACUGUAUCCUCUUGUUCAAUGUUCAAAAACUAUAGCUUCUAGUUGCAGCUUAGCUUGUACCCAAACCUUGUGUAUUGUGCACUGGGUUACAGGUGUAACAUUCGGCUUCUCAGUGACGAACCCCAUGAUGAAGCUUCUUGAGUCCAACUCGGAAGUUUGCUUUGAUUGGUGAUCUGGCCAUUAAUAAUGAUGUAAAUUGUUGCAGUUUCAUAAGAUCUUUUCAGAUGAAAAUUAUGUAUGUAUCAAUUCACAAAUCAAUGUUUGGCAAUGUUUAGAAUUUUAUUUUUCAAAAUUCCUCGUAUUCCUUGGUGACUAAGGGCAGUGAUAUGGUGCAGUUGUAUCAUUGCAGUUGAAAAUGUGUUUAUCAACAGGAGAUCAGAUCAGACCAGCUGAGCAGUAAAUAACUGAAGCAACUAAAGAGAGUCAUUUGCUAGUUGCUGGAGUUCUAACUAUUGAAAGGAAAGGGAUUUGAAGCUCAGUGGUUGAGGCUGUGGCUGAAAGCCGAAACAAGACAAGCUGGCUCUGUGCGCUAAUUUUUGGGCAAACUGUGAAAAGAUCUGAACCAUCCAGCAUCUCCACAUUGUAUUCUACCUGCCAUCCUUUCAGUAUGUAAAUUAAUAAAUGUUUAAAAAGUAAUCACUUGGUACAGAUAAAAUGGCUGAAAAAGGUACAUCAAGUUAUAACCAUGUAUGAAUGCAGGGAAAUGCUUGCUCACAUGUUGUCUGUUCAAAUGUUGCUUUUAAAUUCAUUGGAUAAUCACAAUGAAGUACCCUUAAUUUGGAUUUGUCUUAGCAAGUGUAGAAGUCACCAUGACCUAUGCACAUUUGAUCUAUGCACAUAAGCUUCAAAUCAGAAUAACUGUCACAUUCUUGUACUUCUGCAUCUGAACACUUGCCCUCUCUGGGAGCAGAGCUUGGAGGACACAAAUGGUGGUUAUAUAUUACAGUGAAUGUAGAAUCUGAUAUCUACAUCCAGUAUGCCACUCUGACAAUAAUUGCAUAGAGUAUUGAAUUGUUUUGUUGAUGAAUGUUUGGUUCAUUUGUAUGUGAAGUGCUGGGCCAGUACUGUACCUGCCUUACUGGUCCAUUGGAACCCAGCAAACAGCAACAGGUGCUGCAAAUAUGAAGUAUUAAAAAACAGCGGGAGAUACUGGAAACAUGGUAACACUUGGGCAGCGUGUGAGGCAAGAGAACCGGAUUACUGUUUGGGGUCAGUGCCUUUCAUUGAGCAUGGGAACAGAGGAAAUGUUACGCUGGAGCAGGGAGCCAGAAUCCAGGUGAUAGCAGAAUUGUUGGUGUGGUCUGAGAUGUUACAGACUGUAUUCACUACUCUGUCACUAUCCUCAGAGCUGUGCAACCAGGCACUGCCUCUCUUGCCUACAGCCACGAUUUAUUAGGGAAGAGUGGGGGAGGCUAAUAAGGGAAAAGUCUUGUGGAAUAUUCCAUUCUUGGUUGAUGGAAACUAGUGCAGGAAAUUCACUGACCCAGUGUUACCUGCUGCUAGUGAAAUGGUGAGUGCUGUUACCUGUUCAAAUGGAGCCAGCUUCCUCACAGGUGCAGGGAGCUGUGCGUGCCUCUCCAGGACUCUCCCAAUGUCCUUUAAUGUAUGCUUCAAAUUCUAUCGUGAGAAGUUAUGCAUCUAUGUGGAAAAAAAUAAUUACAGUCCUAAUUUUAAAAUGUAUUGAUUUUAUUUUACUACAAGUAAAGCUUCGCACUGCA
Mobula hypostoma (lesser devil ray) is the source of this 4687-nucleotide messenger RNA. RefSeq names its product aldehyde dehydrogenase 1 family, member L2 (gene aldh1l2). Gene Ontology annotation, molecular function: aldehyde dehydrogenase (NAD+) activity; formyltetrahydrofolate dehydrogenase activity. Gene Ontology annotation, biological process: 10-formyltetrahydrofolate catabolic process; biosynthetic process; one-carbon metabolic process. Gene Ontology annotation, cellular component: cytoplasm. NCBI's taxonomy places the organism in Eukaryota, Metazoa, Chordata, Chondrichthyes, Myliobatiformes, Myliobatidae. The record is from RefSeq and is a predicted model, not a curated record. The transcript has 23 exons. The coding region runs from base 90 to 2861 and encodes 923 amino acids.